Pseudonaja textilis is the source of this 1558-nucleotide messenger RNA. RefSeq names its product immediate early response 3 (gene IER3). NCBI's taxonomy places the organism in Eukaryota, Metazoa, Chordata, Lepidosauria, Squamata, Elapidae. Gene Ontology annotation, cellular component: nucleus. Gene Ontology annotation, biological process: negative regulation of apoptotic process; DNA damage response. The record is from RefSeq and is a predicted model, not a curated record.
CAAGCCUUUCUCCUCUUCCUUUGCCCGGACGACCAUGUGCUACGCCUGCAAGCCGACCAUGCUACAGUUCAGCAUGCCCCCAACCUCCGCCAGGGCCGCGCCUAGCGAGCCCCAAUACUUCACUUUUGAUCCUCUCCCGGACAACGAGAAGAGUCCAGCCCACCGGGGUUACACCAAGACCAACAAGUCCAAGAGACGUUCGCGGAAAGUCCUCUACCCUCCAGUGGUGAAGCGUUAUUAUCCCACGGAGGAGCGCAGCUAUGCCAAGACCUUCCUCUUCAUCCUCCUCGCCGUUGUCUUCUUCCAAAUCUAUAAUGCGGAAGAGGACCUCCUCCUUGCUGGAGCCACCCUGGAGGACAACACAUCCAGCUGCUUUCUGCAGGGCGGGGAGUCUCAGGCCCCUUCGGCACAGCCCAUCAUUGCAGAGCAACCCGUUGUAUCAACUCCCUCCUUGGAAAUCGCCAAUGUUUCUGAGUGGUCCUGGGGGGAGGACAGAUCUUCGGAAUCUACUCUCGACAUCACCCAUUUUUUGCAGCAGAAUCCAGCUGCUUUCUGAAGAGGGAAGAACCCUCCCUCCCUUCCUGCUGGAGGCGGGAAAUGGACCGAGAGUCUAUAAAGUGGGAAGCCAGGCGGCGGGGCUGCCAUGCUCGCGGGCCUUUAGCAAAAGUCUCUUUGUAAAGCAGAAGUAAAGAUGCAGAAAGGGACAAGGAGGCCUGGAGCUCAGCCUUGCGCAUUCCUGACACAAGACUGACGUUGUAAGAAACUUGAACUCGACUGACACCGCAUUAUGCAAACAGGAAGGGGGACAUUCCUUGUUGGUGCAAUUGAAGGAGGUGGGGGAAAGGGGAUAUUUAAUAUUUAUUAAUAAUAAUUAUAAUAAUAAUUAAUAUCUAUGUAAUGUAAGCUGACUUUUAUUUAUGUGUGAAACUGGAAAAUAGGAUAGGGAACUGCUGCUGUUGGGCUGCACUAGGCCUUUGGAAAGAACUCUUAGAAUGUUUUUAUAUUUCUCUAGCAUUAUAUUUUCUCUAGAAUUAACAGCGAUGGUUUUGUGGGUCAUGAAUCUGAUAGGAAGAAGGCUAGAUUUUGGAAACUGAGAAUCUUUUUAGCAUUUGUACUUUGGUGAAGGAGCAACGUUUUAGUGAAGAUUGAAUGUUGAUCAGAAUUUUGCAAAUGGUGUUGUGAUGCUCCAAUACUGUACCUUUUAAUGGGAGGAAACGUCUUGUGACUAGGGGGGGUGGGGAAAAUAGAAAAACUGACAAAAAAAAAGUUGUCAUUGAAGCUAACGGACAAGACUUCUCAGCUUCAUAAUAACUGGCACAAUAAAAGUUAAAGAUGCUUCUUUUUAUUUAUUGUAAAAACAUCUGAUUUUUGUUGUUGUUCCUGCAUUGUAUGUUAGCCAGAAUACUUUUUUGUUAGUGUUUGCUGUGUAACAAUAAGUGGCUUUUGAAGGCUGAUGCAGCCAUACUAGCAUUUCCAAAACUUUAGUAAGUCACUUUUGUGAAUUGCACUUUACAUGUUAACACUAUUCCAGAUGAACUGGCUCAAUUGUGUAUGUUCU